Messenger RNA from Lagopus leucura (white-tailed ptarmigan), 2276 nucleotides. RefSeq names its product outer dense fiber of sperm tails 2 like (gene ODF2L). NCBI's taxonomy places the organism in Eukaryota, Metazoa, Chordata, Aves, Galliformes, Phasianidae. Gene Ontology annotation, biological process: negative regulation of cilium assembly. Gene Ontology annotation, cellular component: centrosome; ciliary basal body. The record is from RefSeq and is a predicted model, not a curated record.
AUGCCGUUACCGCCGCCGCCACCGCUGUGUCACCGCACCGCUCCUGCACGUGGCUCUGCUGCUCGGGAAAAGUUUUUUCUUGCUGAUGUUAACGAGGGAAAAAGGUGUGGGGUACCCGUUACAUCUCAAGAAGAGGAAAAACACUGUUCACUGAUUCUGCCAUAUAAAAAUGAUUGUCACAGAACUACAAAAUCUAUCCAAGAUGGAAUAUAUUUUACUGAGCUAAGCAAAGAAUCUGACGAUCCAGAACAACAACUGGCAGCGACUGUGCAGGAGGAAACUUGGAAGAAGGUGUGGGGGCCACAUCCUGAUAAACAUGGGAUCAAGAUUACAGAACUGUCCCCUCUGUUUAAAGAAAGCUCACAAAAAAAUCACAUACCACAAAACUUGAAUGGAAGGGUAGAGAGAAGAUGCGCUUCAGACAAAGAGAAAAGGGAGAAAGAAAAUGCCUCUCAUGAAAAUGGUGCUUCACAGGAGAUUUUUGAAGUAAUGGCAGUUAAUUCAGCAAAGAAUUUGUUUCCAACUUUUAAAGACAUACUUGGUAGAAUGACAAAUGUUUGUAAACUUUCUACAUCAGAAAUGAUAGUUAUUGAUACACAAGAGGAUCUGCUGGUAAAAGAGUUAACAGCACUCACAACCACCAAAAGACUGUUAUGGCUUUUACUUCAAAGAAGAGAACAGAAACACAUAGACGGAGAAAACAUUGAUGCUUUGAUACAGAAGUUAAGUGAAAAUGAAACCCACAAUACUAGUCUCAGGAGAAAGAUAGUAGAAAGAGAAGAACACAUUAAAGAACUUUCAUCUAGGAUUCAGCUUAAAAAAGUACAUGUACUGAAAAACUAUCUGUCAAAACCGGUAAAUGCAGUUGAAGCUCAUCUGCAGUAUCAGAUUCAAAGAAAAGAAGUGGAAAACAAUGAAUUAAAGCUGAAAACACAGACUCUAGAGAAGAAAAUAGCAGAGUGGAAACUUCAAAUUGAGGACUACAAGCAUCAGAUGGUGGCCUUGAGGGAAACAAGUGAGCAAAAGAAGGCUGAUCUGAGAAGAGCAAUCAGGUCCCAGAAACAAAAAACUGAAUGCUUUGAAGAAGCUGUGGAAAAUUUAACCUCCAGAGUAAGAGAACGUGAAGUGAAAUUGUCUGAGAUCCUGUCAGCUUCCAAUCUCUGGAAAAAACAGCAUGAUAGAAUGGUAGAAGAAAAGACAGCAUUAGCAGUUCAGACAGAAGACCUAAAGAAGCAGAUCACAAGCCUUUCUGAAGACCUGGAAAGAAAGGAGGAAUUCAGAAGAAAAACUAGUGAGGAAAUUCUUGGAAAGCUAAAUUCUGUUAACUCUGAAAAUGAGAAGAUUUAUCUUGAAAAUGAAAAAUUAAAGGCUUCCCUUGCUGCUUUGGAAGUCAGUAAUAUUUCUGUAGAAAAUGACCUGCUACGUCUGCAAGAAAAGACCAAGCUACAGGAAAAUGUUGUUGAACACUAUAAAAAUCAGGUACAAGAAUUACAAGCAGAAGUGAAAGUACUGAAAUUCAGGUAUAAAACAGUCUUCAGUGAAAACAAAAGUAUAAGGGAAAGCAAAUGCUUAGAAGGCUAUGAGGUGAGGGACAGAACAGAGCCUAAGUUGAAGGUGUUAGAACUUGUUUGUGGUUUACUGAAAGCAGCUGAAGGAAAUCUAGGAUUUCAAGAAAAUCUUGUGUACUGGGAAAGGAUCAAGAAAUGCAAAACUCUCAGGGAGCCACAGGUUUGGGAGGAAGAUGGUGUGAAUUCUGUGGGUAAUCGUUCCCUGGAAGAAGAAAACAGUAACAUUCAGAAGAAAUAUGAACAUCUUAAAAGGAUGCUAGAAAAGAUGGAAUUUCAAAAUGAAGAACUUGCAUAUCUGAUCAGAAAAGAAGAUGAGAGCCUUCAGUGCAGUAAAUUGCAGCUUGAGGAGAAAAUUGCGGAGUAUAAUAGUUUAACCAAACAACUGGAAUCUGCUUGGAAGGAAGGAAGAAAAAUGGUGGCUGAAGAAUUUGAAAAAAUGUCCAACUUAGAGCAAGCCCUUCAGACAAAAAUGCUCGUUCUUGAAAAUGAAGUGAGAGAGAGGCAGGAGGAGAAAGAAGAACUUCUCUGUGUGCUUAAGCAUGAUGAAAAGCACCAUGAGAUACACUUGAAAGAGCUGGAAGACAGCCUACAAAGGUUAGAAAACGAGAACCAGAGCAUCCAGAAUUAUGUGCAGUUUUUGAAAACCUCAUACAUAACAAUGUUUGGCUGAAUUCUGUAACUUCAUUUAUUUUAAUAAUAAAGAAACAG